Ornithorhynchus anatinus (platypus) is the source of this 1652-nucleotide messenger RNA. RefSeq names its product anti-Mullerian hormone receptor type 2 (gene AMHR2). The record is from RefSeq and is a predicted model, not a curated record. Bases 1 to 1530 code for a protein of 509 amino acids. Gene Ontology annotation, cellular component: signaling receptor complex; plasma membrane. Gene Ontology annotation, biological process: BMP signaling pathway; cellular response to growth factor stimulus; protein phosphorylation. Lineage: Eukaryota; Metazoa; Chordata; Mammalia; Monotremata; Ornithorhynchidae. Gene Ontology annotation, molecular function: transforming growth factor beta receptor activity; ATP binding. The transcript has 11 exons.
AUGGUGGGGCUUUUGGGGCCGCCGUCCGGGACGGUGCGAGCUCCCCCAGCGGGGCCGGCCUUCAGGACCUGUGUCUUCUACGAAGCCCCCGGGGUCCGGGGCAGCACGCGCACCCUGGGGGUGCUGCUGGGCCCGGGACCCCCCGGACCCCCCGGACCCUCCGGAACCCCGGGGCGGAUCCGCUGCCUCUUCAGCAGCUGCUGUUUCGGGAUCUGGAACCAGACACGGGCCGGGGUCCGGCUGAAGAUGCAGGGCUGCCGGGACAGCGAUGAGCCGGGCUGCGAGGCCGCCCGCUGCGAGCCGGCCCCCCGGCACCCCGCCGCCUCCACCCUCUUCACCUGCUCCUGCAGCUCUGACCUCUGUAACCGCAACUACAGCCGGCCCACCGUGCGGGCCCCGCUGACCACGCUGGGCCUGAGCGCUGGACUCCUCUUUCUCGUCCUGCUGAGCGGCCUCGUCCUGGCCCUGCGCCGAUGGAAAGCGGGCCGACCCCCGGGAAGCCGGGGGGCGAGGGGGCGGGCGCCAGAGCUGGAGCCAGAUCCCGGCGGGCGCUCCGGCCUGGACCCCCCGGAGCUUCCGGAGCUGAGCUUCUCCCAGGUGCUGCAGGAGGGAACCCAGGCGUCCGUGUGGGCGGGCACCCUGCGCGGGGAGCCCGUGGCCGUCAAAGCCUUCUCGCCGGGGGCGGCGGCCCAGUUCCGCGCGGAGCUGGGCAUGUACGCCCUGCCCGGCCUGCGCCACGACAACCUGGCCCGCUUCCUGGCUGCCGGCUGGGGGGGGCCCGAACCCCGGACCCCCGGGCCCCUGCUGAUCCUGCAGCUCUACAACCAGGGCUCCCUCCGGCAGCACCUGAGCCAGCACUGCCCGGCCUGGGCGGGCGCCAUGCGGCUGGCACUGUCUCUGACCCGGGGCCUGGCCUUUCUGCACGAGGAACGCUGGCAUGACGGCCAGUACAAGCCGGGCAUCGCCCACCGGGACCUGAGCAGCCACAACGUGUUGGUGCGGGACGACGGAUCCUGUGCCAUCGGGGACCUGGGGCUCGCGCUGGCGCUGCCCGGCCCCUCCCGGCCCCAGGCCCGGGCCCGCGGCCCGGCCGUCCUCAUGGAGGCGGGCAGGCAGCGGUACACGGCCCCCGAGAUCCUGGACAAGACGCUGGACCUGCAGGAUUGGGGCCUGGCCCUCCGCCGAGCCGACGUCUACUCCCUGGCUCUGCUGCUCUGGGAGACCCUCAGCCGCUGCCCCGACCUGCGGCCUGGUGGGAGGACCCCGCCGUUCCAGCUGGCGUUCGAAGCGGAGCUGGGGAGGAGCCCCUCGGCCUGCGAGCUCUGGACCCUGGCCGUGGCUCAGCGCAGGAGGCCGCACGUCCCCCCGGCCUGGCACAGCGCCACCGCCGAGCCGGGCGGCCUGCCGGAGCUCCUGGAGGACAGCUGGGACCCCGACCCCGAAGCCAGGCUGACCGCAGACUGCGUCCAGCGGCGGCUGGAGGCCCUGGCCCUGCCUCCCCAUCCCUCUGGCGGCCCCCUCCCCCCCUGAACCCCUCGCCCCGGCACUCUCCCUCCCACCUCGAUCCGUCCUCUGGGCCCCAGCCCGGACUCUACCUCCUCCAGGAAGCCUUCCUCGGCCUCCAUUCGGCGUAUAUACGUGGCAUCUUUGUA